AUGGUAACAUCAAAAGUGGCCACGGGUCUUAGCAAGUUAACAAAUAUUAUUGCUGAAAAUGUGGUCAAAUAUCUAGAUAUAUUUAGGGAAGAGAACCGUUAUUAUAUACGAAUGGAGUUGUGUUCUGAAAAUUUUCAGUCAGUCCUAUCACUGAAAGGCCCGGCGUUUGGCCGCCGAUCGGCCGAAGAGGCCAUGAAUUUGUCCGAGUUUUUCAUUUCGUGUCAAAUAUUCGCAGAGCUGUUGGAAUGCAUACAAUGUUUGCAUGAUUUGAGUCCAGCAGUCAUUCAUCGGGACCUCAAACCCGAGAAUGUGUUGAUUGCAGUCAAUGCCGGCAAAUGGCGGCUAAAAUUAGGUGACUUUGGUUUAAGUGAUGUCUUUCAACGUCUGUGUUAUAAAAGAGAUGCGAAAUAUUUAUCGCCCGAAGAAACUAAUGGACAAACUGUUGAUUACAAGACAGAUGUUUACAGUGCGGCCAAAAUCGCACGAAAUAUCUUUGAUUUACAAUUAAAUAAUGAAUUUUCUGAAUUGUAUUCUUCGGACAAAACUCUAUCCAAAAGUGUGACUGAAUUACAAAAAGUUUUGAUUUCUAUGCAAUCGUUGGAACCCAAAGAUAGACCCGAUUGUCGACAACAAUUACAUAGUAAAUAUUAA
Messenger RNA from Medioppia subpectinata, 651 nucleotides. The record is from the annotation of a GenBank genome assembly. Lineage: Eukaryota; Metazoa; Arthropoda; Arachnida; Sarcoptiformes; Oppiidae.